Messenger RNA from Thunnus maccoyii (southern bluefin tuna), 4441 nucleotides. It is a transcript of the gene atp8b3, whose product is annotated as ATPase phospholipid transporting 8B3. Gene Ontology annotation, biological process: Golgi organization; phospholipid translocation. NCBI's taxonomy places the organism in Eukaryota, Metazoa, Chordata, Actinopteri, Scombriformes, Scombridae. Gene Ontology annotation, molecular function: ATP hydrolysis activity; ATPase-coupled intramembrane lipid carrier activity; ATP binding. Bases 597 to 4076 code for a protein of 1159 amino acids. Gene Ontology annotation, cellular component: plasma membrane. The record is from RefSeq and is a predicted model, not a curated record. The transcript has 30 exons.
GUAGACAGGCGCGACAGUUCCCGUACCUGCCGCCCCCCGCCCUCGAGAACCCUACCGGCAGGUUGGGGCACCUUAGUAACCUACAAGUGCAGCUCUUUGUUGAGAAGAGAAAAGAAGACAUUAAAACGUUUCUCUUCAUCAAAGAUGUUAACGAAGGGUCAUGAGAUGGGUCUCCAACAUGUAGUCAUUCAUCCUCCUCUUUUCCCGUGACCGCUUGGCUGCCUCAUUGUUCUUACGACGUUUCUCCCAGUAGAGGCCAUCCUUCUUCUCUUCAGGUAAGGGGCAUGGGGAGUGCAGUCUGUGUUCCUGGAGCUGCCACCUGAGAGCAAGGCAAAGGCGGGGCUGGGACAUGUUGCACCAUAAUAGGGAGAGAGAAAGGAGGGGGGAGGAUGAAACAGGUGCACAUUAUGAAAAGCAGCUAAAGAAUGGUUAAGAAAACAACCAUGUUCAUCUCUCGCUGUGGUCAGUGGAGCUUUGUGAUUGAUGGCGCUGCUGUGUCACCUGGUUGCGAGUGUUAUACAAUGCUUAAGUACAUCACUGGCAAUCACUGCAGCACAAUCUGAGUCUUCGCCAAACGUCUGAGACUCUUCUGCAUCAUGGCCAAGGAAAGUGUUGAAUCUGGCCUCACAUGGGAGGUGAGGGCAAACAGCCGACUCUACCACAAACACCAUCAGAAGAAAUCCUUUCUGUGCUUCCGCUGGGGCCGAUACGCGGACAAUGUGGUACGCAGCUAUAAGUACUCCCCCCUGACUUUCCUGCCCCUGACACUGUUUGAACAGUUCCAGCGAGCAGCCAAUCUCUUCUUCCUCCUCAUGAUGGUGUUGCAGUGCGUCCCUGCCAUCUCGUCCAUUCCCUGGUACAUAACCAUCAUCCCGCUGCUCCUUGUGCUCUCUGUGAGAGGGCUGAAAGACCUCAUGAACGACAUGGCAAGGAGACGCAGUGACUCCGCGAUCAACUCCCGACCCUGUGACGUACUCAUCUCCCGGAGUUUCAGCACAGCACAGUGGAAGGAUCUGUGUGUGGGAGAUGUUCUGCGGAUCCACAAAGACCAAGUCAUCCCUGCGGAUCUUCUCCUCCUGUGCAGUUCAGAGCCUCACAGUCUGUGUUAUUUGGAGACAGCAGACAUCGAUGGAGAGACUAACCUCAAGUACCGACAGGCGCUCGCUGCUACACACAAUGAACUGACCUCUCACCCCUCAGAGGAGACGCUUGCUACCUUUGAUGGUGUUGUGCUCUGUGAGGAACCCAACAAUCGCCUGUACACCUUCAGAGGCCAGCUCCACUGGCGAGGAGAGUGUUUUCUGCUGGACAACGAGCACAUCCUCCUGAGGGGAACAGUCCUACGCAACACAGAGUUUGCCUACGGCUUGGCCAUAUACACCGGCACUGACACUAAGAUCCUGAGGAACUGUGGGAAACUCAGAGUGAAGACGACCCAAACGGAGAAAGUUCUCAACAAAGUGGUGAUCGGGAUAGUCCUGUCUGUGCUGCAGGCAGCACUGCUCCUCGCCAUCGGCAGCGGCGUGUUUGCGCAUCAGGUCAUGAGCCAGACGGAGGCUCUGUCUGCUCUGGUGGUUAACGGCAAUUCAGUCUACACUGGGUUCCUUGUUUACUGGAGCUACGUCAUCCUGCUCAGCCCGGCCAUGCCCAUAGCUCUCUACAUCUCGUUUGAGGUGAUCCACACGGUCCACAGCCUGUUUAUUGGCUGGGAUAUGGAGAUGUAUUGGCAGCAGGCAGACAAACCUGCCCAGGCCAGGAAUACCUCCCUGAGUGAGGAGCUUGGUCAAGUGAGAUACCUGCUGAGUGACAAAACUGGGACAUUAACCCAGAACUGUCUACUCUUCAGACAGUGCUGCAUAGCCGGGGAGAUCUAUGGUGAUGCAUCAGUCAGGGCAGAAGACGUGGAGCCCAUGGACCUAAGCUGGAAUCCUUUCUCCUGCGGUGGUCUGUUCAUGUCGGCUCCGAGCCUGGUGGAGAGACUCAGAGGACAGCAGUGUCCACUCAGUAGACAGUUCCUUACUGCACUGACUUUAUGUCACACUGUCAUGGCAGAUUGGAAGGAAGAGGCUCCAGUUUACCAGGCUGCGUCCCCAGAUGAGAGGGCUCUUGUUGGUGCUGCCAGGGAGCUGGGCUGGGUCUUCCUCUCCAGGACAAGGGACUUCAUCGUUGUCUCUGAGCUGGGUGUCACUCGGCAGUAUCAGCUGCUGACACUGAUAGACUUUACCAGCAAGAGAAGACGCAUGUCUGUACUGGUACGGGAGCCUGAGGGUGGGUUGAAGCUAUACUGUAAGGGAGCUGACUUAGUGAUCCUGGAGAGACUGCAAAAAGACUGUCCACAUCAGGAAAGGACUGAAACAGCCCUGGAGCUGUUUGCCCAGGCCUGUCUGAGGACUUUGUGUAUUGCGGUUCGAUCUGUUCCUGAGGCAUCGUGGGAGCAGUGGAGUAAGACUCUGGCCCAGUCUGCUGCCAUGGCGACCUGUGACCGUGAGGCACUACUGGAAAAGCUUUAUGAUCAGAUGGAGAGAGAGCUGCAGCUUCUAGGGGUGACAGCAAUAGAAGACCGGCUUCAGGAGGGCGUUCCUGAAACUAUUGCUCUGCUUCAAAAGGCUGGGAUUAAAGUAUGGGUACUAACGGGGGACAAAAAAGAGACUGCAGUUAAUAUUGGAUAUUCAUGCAAACUACUGGAUCCUGGUACCAGAUUACUGGAAUGGCAGGAGCUGAGACAGAUACUCCAGUCCCCAGACCCAGGGGUUAGUUUCUUCAAGGCCAGACAGACGGAGCUGUGGGCUGUAGACAAGGAGACAGCUGGAGCAAAGACUGCUGUGGUCCUCACUGGACCUGAGCUGGCAGAGUUUGACCAGAGACCAGAAUGGGGGGCCACAUUCAUGAGCCUGGCAGAACAGUGUCAGUCGGUGUUAUGCUGCCGUGUAACGCCUGGACAGAAGGCUGACAUUGUGACAUUGGUCAGGAAACACACCAGCUCGGUCACCAUGUCCAUCGGGGACGGUGCCAAUGAUGUGAACAUGAUCAAAACGGCUCACGUUGGUGUGGGACUGACAGGAGUGGAGGGAGGACAGGCAGUGCAGAAUGCAGACUUUUCAUUGUCCCAGUUCAGAUUUCUGCAGAGGCUGCUGCUGGUCCACGGUCGCUGGUCCUACCGGCGUAUUUCCCUCUUCAUGCGCUACUUCCUGUUUAAGACCUGUAGCUUUGCUCUUGUGCACAUAUGGUUUGGUUUCUUCAAUGGCUUCAGUGCUCAGUCUCUCUAUGAGACAUGGUUCAUCGCUCUCUACACCGUCUUGUACACAGCGUCCCCAAUUAUGUGCGUGGCCUUCUUUCAACAGGAUGUGAGUGCAGAAGGCAGUCUGAAAUGGCCGGAACUAUACAAGUCUGGACAGAAACAGGAGCUCACCAGUCCUCUGGUCCUGACAGCGUCACUGCUGUAUUCUGUCUACUCAUCGCUCGUUUUCUUCUUCAUCCCGUGUGGUGUCUUCUACAACUCAGCCUUCGACUACCAGACCAUGGCAGUCACUGUCGCCAUGGCAGCCACAUUUACUGCCACCAUUGAGAUUACGCUGCUGACCAGGAACUGGACGAAGUUCAAUAUAGCAGCUGUGUGUGUUUCUGUGGUGUUGUUCUUCAUCUGUACCAGGAUCACCCACAACCCCCGCCUGUUUCAGAGAUCACCCAGCGACUAUCUCUUCCUCGGUGUGUCUGAUCAGGCCUUCAUCAAUCCAGUUGUGUGGCUCACAGCUCUGCUCACUGCCUGGACGGCUGUUUUGCCCUCAGUGACCGCCCAGGCCAUCAAUGUCAUCCUCACCAGCCAUGACAAACACAAGGUCCACAGCACCUCCUAUAAGUCAGUGGAACUAAAGUCAAAUUUCAGGAGAGGGUCGUCUCGCCGCCGUUCCUCAUACGCUGUCUCUCAGGGGGCGGGGCCCGGACAUCUCAUCACGUCAGGGACCGGCAUCCACAGCACAGUGCCGACGGUGGAUGAGAAGGUGACUGCAAGUUAUAACCCUCAGGUAGUGAUGGACCAUGUUGUGAGAAACCAAAUGGCAUAUCAAAUUGAUGCAUAAUGACUGACUGACUAAGCCUCUGAUAUGGCAAAAUAUGUGAUCCUAAAUUGCUUCUGCAACAUAGAAUUGAAUCAAUGAUUUUUUUAUAUUUCUGUACUUCAAACAUGUAUUUGUGGGCACUUCUUAAUCUUUUCUAGGGCUACUAUUUUCCAAUAAAGUAAAUUGUAUAAUAUACAAAAUACAUUAUGUACCGUUAAUCUUGUUUAUUGUCUUUACGUAGACAGUUUACCACCGUAUGAAUAUCUCUGAUCUUUCUUGUGUGAGGCUGUUGUGGUAAAAAUCUAAUUUCCAUCUGCUGGGGUCACAAGGGAUUUCCUUUGAAGAUCAAACCAAACACAAUAAACCGACAGCACCGCUUUGUUUUA